Fusarium pseudograminearum CS3096 is the source of this 1968-nucleotide messenger RNA. RefSeq lists its product as uncharacterized. The transcript is spliced from 5 exons. Gene Ontology annotation, cellular component: protein phosphatase type 2A complex. Gene Ontology annotation, biological process: signal transduction. Lineage: Eukaryota; Fungi; Ascomycota; Sordariomycetes; Hypocreales; Nectriaceae. The record is from RefSeq and is a predicted model, not a curated record. Bases 1 to 1968 code for a protein of 655 amino acids. Gene Ontology annotation, molecular function: protein phosphatase regulator activity.
AUGAAGCGCUUCAGUCAGAGAGUUCUUUCGCGUGGAAAAGACCCAAACAAGUCUUCUAAGAAGAACAAGGAUAAUAAGGAUGGUACCGCGUCUCCCUCAUCACGGGACAACAAUCAGUCACCUGUGCUUACGCCCUCAUCCUCCACGUCGACUUUGAACGAUCCUCGAAACAAGCAGCCGCAAAACAGCUCUAAUCAUGGAAGCGAACACGGCGGCGCUUCGCAGCCCUCCAACUUGUCCAAUGUAACUCAGGCUGGUAACGCCCCUGAUCACUUUGCUACUGGAGGCGCCUCAAGCCCCAACGGUGGAAGCUCUAGCUCUCGGCUGCCCCCAACUGUGGUUAUCAGCCCUACACCUGGUCAUGUCCCUCCUCCAGGAGCCGCCGAGACAAUGCCACACGACUUGGCUCCCCCCAAAGCGGGCCAGAAGUCGCUCUUGAUCCAUCGAGGAAUAGAUAACCGUGAUGCGAUUCCUGAGGGACUUCGAACCCCAAAGAGGCAGCAUUCCUCAAGAUUCGACAUUUCGGCCCAUCGCGAGCUUGAGAAACUGCCCGGUUUCCACGAAGUGCCACCCAACCGACGACAAGAACUCUUUAUGCAGAAGAUUGACCAGUGUAACGUUAUUUUCGACUUUAACGAUGCGAGCGGCGACAUGAAGUCGAAGGAAAUCAAGAGGCUUGCCCUGCACGAGCUGCUGGAUUACGUUGCCAACAACCGACAAGUUAUUACUGAGCCCAUGUACCCCAAGGUUGUCGACAUGUUUGCCAAGAACCUGUUCCGCCCGAUCCCGCCCCCAAUAAACCCCCAGGGCGAGGCCUUCGACCCUGAAGAGGACGAGCCCGUUCUCGAGGUUGCUUGGCCGCAUAUCCAGGUCGUUUAUGAGUUCUUCCUGCGCUUCAUCGAGAGUCAGGAUUUCAACACCAACAUCGCCAAGGCGUACAUCGACCAUAGCUUCGUCCUCCAGCUCCUCGAGCUGUUUGAUUCCGAGGAUCCCCGCGAGCGGGACUUCUUGAAGACCACUCUCCACCGCAUCUACGGAAAAUUCCUUAACCUCCGAUCUUUUAUUAGACGAUCUAUCAACAAUGUCUUUUUCCAAUUCACCUACGAAACAGAGCGGUUCAACGGUAUUGCCGAGCUGCUCGAGAUUCUUGGUUCCAUCAUCAACGGUUUUGCUCUACCUCUCAAGGAGGAGCACAAGAUCUUCCUGACCAGAGUGUUACUGCCUCUGCAUAAGCCCAAGAGCCUGAGCAUGUACCACCCUCAGCUUGCUUACUGUAUUGUGCAAUUCCUGGAAAAGGACGCAUCACUAACUGAAGAUGUUGUUAUUGGACUUCUUCGUUAUUGGCCCAAGGUCAACAGCACAAAGGAGGUUAUGUUCCUCAACGAAGUCGAAGAUAUUUUUGAGGUUAUGGAUCCCGCAGAAUUUGCCAAGGUUCAAGAACCUCUGUUCCAUCAGCUGGCCAAGUCCGUGGCCAGCCCUCACUUCCAAGUGGCCGAGCGUGCCCUUUACUUCUGGAACAACGAGUAUUUCUGCAACCUUGUCAGCGACAACGUGGAGAUUAUCCUUCCCAUCAUGUUUGCUCCCCUCUAUGAGAACUCAAAGGGUCAUUGGAACAGAACAAUUCAUGGAAUGGUUUAUAAUGCCAUGAAGCUCUUUAUGGAGAUCAACCCUCAAUUGUUCGACGAUUGCUCCCACGAGUACACGGAACAGCAGAACAGCGCCGCAGCACGCGAGGCCCUUCGUGAGCGUAAAUGGGCUGCUCUGAGUGAAAAGGCGGACCAGCAGAGACAAAGCAACGGCAACGGAGUGGCUGAUGCCCCUGCUCAGAUCACACCCAUGCCCCGUGUAGACGAAAACGACGCUGCCACCGAGGACAAUUCAAAGCGCCUCGAUUCGCUUAAGUUGCAAGACGGCCGACCCAGUCUUCACGAGCGCGACAACUCUGUAGGAUCCGCCCUAAGCCGGUAA